Molecule: messenger RNA, 2873 nt
Organism: Paramuricea clavata
Lineage: Eukaryota; Metazoa; Cnidaria; Anthozoa; Malacalcyonacea; Plexauridae
Source: the annotation of a GenBank genome assembly
AUGGGGAACAAGAGAAAUGGCCGUGCGUCUAGUAACAAAGCAGUUUCACACAUUCGUUUUCCUCUUGGCGAACUUGCGAGUAGAAGAAAAGAAUUAAAGGAGAAAUAUUUGGCACAAAAUUCUAAGCUAAAGGAUCUGCAAAAAGAUGUACAGAAAAGAUCAAAAAAGGUAUGCAAGUUUAAUAUUUCUGGAUCCAACAACCUGAUGGCUGAUGGAUUUACAGGGUUGGCAAAUCUUCUUAUAUUAAUAUAAGAAGACUUAUUUUUCGGGGGAAAAUCUUCUUAUAUCUUCUUAUAUUAUUUUCGACAAUUUUGUGAUUUGAAGAUGUGAAUUUGAAGCUAAAAACUGGUUACAAGUUAUUUGAUAACAUAUACAAGUAAAAUAUGUUUGUGUGAUGUUACUCUGAGUGUAUAUCCACACCGGGCAGGCUUGAAAAAUAUGCCUGGCCACGGCGGGAUUCGAACCUACGACCUUUGGAAUACUAGCCCAAUGCUCUUCCAACUGAGCUACGCGGUCAGGACGGUUAGAGUAUGCGAUAUUUCGGAACUGAGUCUAGUUCCUUCGAUAUCAGUGUAAUCUAAUAAUCAUGAAAUCUGCUAUUAUUCACCUGAGUACAUUACACCAACACAGCAGAUUACAAGUAAAAUAGAUUUCAUGAAAAUAUGUAAUUUAUACUUAUGAUGUCAUAUUUCCUUGAUGUCAUCAACGUUUGUUCGAAGAUGGAAAAUCUUCUUAUAUUAAUAUAAGAAAUAAGAAGAUUUUACUUUUAAAAAAAUCUUCUUAUAUCCAACCCUGUGAUGGAACAAUACACUCAAAGUUAUUUUAACAUUUGUUUUAGAUUGAACGCCAACAAGAGAGUAUAUCUUUACUCGACACAAAAGAGCAGUCUAUGUCACACAGAAAGAGAAAACUUGAAAAUGAAAAGGCUAAAGGUAUCGAAGUGGCACGGAAAAGAAAAAAGACUGUAAGACAACAGAUUCCAUCUGAAUUAAAUCCACAGAACCCAGAAAAAUUUCAGGAUUCGAUGAAAGGUCGAACAAGUAGGCGAAGACGAAAAGAAACCCUAGAUUCUUGUAAGGUCAUACACAGGGAUUGUGUAGGUAAUAUUUGGAAAUUACGUUUAGGCAUGCUGUAGCAGUUGUAAAGAAGCCUACAGUAACUUCAGUAAUGAGUAUUUGUCUGUGACCUUGUGUGCUGUAUGUUGGAUGGCAUUGAUUUAACGGUUACUUUUUUCAACCUGAUUACCCGACAUGCAUGCAUUUUCUUAAGAUUAUAGUUCAGGUAGGAUUUACCCCGGCCAGAGUCGCACCAUUAACCCUUCCACUAGUUAGAUGGUAACGAGACCAAUGGCCAUGGCAGAUAGUCUUGUUAACCCAUUAAGUGGCAGUACUCUACCCUUGACCAGUAAAAUCACCUGGCACUAGACACAGUGAAAUACUAAUUAAAGUACUGUGCAUAAAGGCGCAAUGGCAUGGGUUAAAGAGUUAAAGAAAUUUACUUUACUUUUGUAGGUAAAACCUCUGCAGCUCUUGCUGGAAUGUGGGUGACUCUCAUUAAUGAGAGUACAACUGAACAACUGAUGGCAUGUGUGGAGACAUCCCCAAAGAUGCAAAGUAAAGUUAUUCCUGGUAUAGUAAGCAAACAAGUUAAGCAGAACGAAGCAAGCAGGAUAAUAUGUGUCGCAGUUUAAAAAUCUUAUAUGAGAAAGGCCUACUAUCCAAGGAAAAGUACAAAGCUAUCUGUAGAAAUAUCCAAACAAAAUUUAGUGAGUCAUUAAGUACUCCAAGGCUUGUUUACUACGACAAAUUGAUUGCUUUCAUUAAGUCAGUCAAUUUGGACAAUGUCCAUGAUUUUGCAACUACAUUUUGUAAGGCAAAUAUAGGUGAAUUUGAAGAACAAGUCAAUGGGUCAUAUAGAGAUUUCUGCAGUUAUAUUACUACUUUAGCAGAACUUUAUAUACUUGUUGAUCAAGCGUUGGGUUCUGAAUCAUUUUUCCAGCAUUUCGUAAGUUUGCCAUAUCAUUUCAGGGUCGCCAUUGGAGCUGACGGUGCUCCCUUUGGUAAAGAUGACGAAGCCACGGCUUGGCUUGUCUCAUUUCUAAAUGUCGGUAAACAUAUCCAAAGUGAGAAAGACAACUUUCUGAUAUGUGGGGCAAAUUGUUCAGAAACCCAUGAAGGUAUGAUGCAAUAUGCUAAGAAGUGAAUGCAUGAUAUUGCAUAUAUUGAAAACCAUCCAAUCAAUAUUAAUAGUUUAAACUGUAAAUUUACUGUAGAGCUUAUCCCUUCGGAUAUGAAAUGGUUAUUUGCUAUGGCUGGAGAGCUCAAUAACGCGGCCUAUUACUUUUCACCUUUGCAGAUGUCAAUAAUGAUAACAAGGCAAUCCCCAAUGGAACCCUGGGGGGAGACCCAUCAUGCACGUGGCACCCCUGGGAUUAUGAGGAAAGGGUUAAGGUGGCAAAGAAAGUUGCGGCUAAAAAGGAGCAGCUAUUUAAGACUAAUGUUUCCUCCAAAACGAAAAGAAACAAGCUUCUUAAUUUUAUUAAGGAACAGGGAUCCCGGCAAGAGUAUGAACCAGUUUUAGGUAAAUUGAUAGAUUGUGGAUUUGCCAAACCCCUACACAAUAGCAAUAAUGCAUGGGGUUAUCUGCAUAAUCUUAUGCUUGAGAUUGCUUUGUCUAAAUCGAAUAUUACACCAAACUGCAAAGAAAUUGACCAGUUGCCGGCAAAUUCUACCUUAGUCAUUUACCUCACUAUCUUGGAAGAGACGGUACGUGUCCCUCAACUAGUUAAAAAAAUAAAAACUUGGUUUGGUGAGGGUCGAAAGACUUCCUUCGCAUAUAGAUUCACAGGGAAAGAGAAAAAACUUUUGUCGUAA